AUGGCGUUGAGGAACUUUGACCCAGAAGCACUGCUGCAAAAAUGGGAUGAGAAGAAAUACUCUCCUUUGCACAAUGGAAAGAAUCUCGCACAAUCGUUGCGAGAAGCUUUUGGGAUCCCAAAGUCAGACACGUACGUCUACCGGGCUCUCGCAGAAACCACACUAGACAUCACACAACGGGCCAUUGACGCCAAGCGAGCACAUGGUCUACAUGGCUGGUAUCACGACGAUGAGGGCAAUCCUAUUGACCCCCCACACCCAACCCCCUCCGAGAUAACCAGCUACACAACCCUCUUCGACCCCUCCCUCUCCCUCCCCAAAGCCCUCACAUCCUUCCGAGCAAACGCCCCCAAAGCCUCCCUUCGCCUCCCCAUCUCUACCCACCUAUCCUCGCUCUUCUUCCACCAAACCCCCUCCACCCAAACAACAGUCACCCAAACACCACAACCACAACCCCUACCCCUCCUCCCCUCCAAAAAACCUCGCACCCACAAAAACCCCUAUCUAGACCUCUGGACCUACUCCUGCCACGAACUAGAAUACGCAGGCCCCUUGCCUUCAACCUCCAAAACGCGCAUCUCCCACCACAUCCUGCCCCUCUUCUACCACCACUUUGGCUGCAUCGUGCCCUCGUACGCCGCACUGCACGUCAUUGCCAAGCUGGCACAGCCUGCCAAACCGAGUAAGCAGCCCGUGAAGCCGAUUCUGGACAUCGGGAGCGGAACCGGGUAUUGGACGUUUAUGCUACGGAAUCUUCCUAUGGUGGGGGGUACGGGUGCGGGGAGGGAUUUGGAUGUUAGGGCGGUGGAUAGUGGGAUUAGUGAGUACAGGGUUACUUGGGUGCGGGAUACGGUGAGGAUGGAUGGGGUGCGGUAUUUGGAGAGCGUGGUCGAGGGCGGCAAGGGCUGUGUAUUGCUGCUUGUGUAUCCGCAGGCUACGGGGUCGUUUACGGCCGAUGUAUUAAGGGCGUUUGAGGGGGACAGUAUUGUUGUGGCUGGGACGCAGAAUGGGAAUAGGUUCACCGGGUUUACGGAUAUGAGGGUGGAUGAGUGGGUGGAGAAGAAUUUGAAGGCGUUUGAGUUGACGCUGAGGAUGCCGUUGCCGAGUUUUGCGGGCAAGGAUGAGGGCUUGUUUGUUUUUCAGAGGAGGAAGGUGUAG
Messenger RNA from Plenodomus lingam JN3, 1158 nucleotides. RefSeq lists its product as uncharacterized. The record is from RefSeq and is a predicted model, not a curated record. Lineage: Eukaryota; Fungi; Ascomycota; Dothideomycetes; Pleosporales; Leptosphaeriaceae.